AUCUGUCAGUUGUUUUCGAUUGGUCAAGUCGUCAUUGAAUGAAUUGGAACUUGAGUACGACGAAUAUCAUCCUUUUGUAGUGAACUAGAACAUUCGUAAUAUUUUUUUAUUGAUUUCUAAUAUGUAGUUACCUAAAUUUAUCCUACGCAAACGAAAUUCUCUAAAUAUCGACUACAUAGAUUUUAACAUUAAUCACUUAAUGCUAAGGCCAAAACUUUACCGAUAAAAAAUAAAACAUUGGCCUCCGGAGCUGUGAUGGAAACUAACUUUAACAAUUCAAGCAGACGGAAAAAGUCUACGGUGGAAGGUUACAAAUGAUAUAAGUAAUUAGCGUACGGCGGUUAUUUCAGAAAAAUUGUUAAUUAAUCACGAUUGUGUUGAUCACCGAUCGACGGAUUUUAUGUGCGCGUGACGGUGACAUGAGCACAAAUAACAAGAGGCGCGGAGCUAGCGGUUCCAGUUGUGCUGUUCCUGGGGUACCCGCGCUUGUCAACGUACCGACCGCGAUGUCUGCCGAUUUAGCCUCGCUUUUUGAAUGCCCAGUGUGUUUUGAUUAUGUCUUACCACCUAUUUUGCAAUGCCAGAGCGGGCACCUCGUGUGCUCCAGUUGUCGACCCAAGCUGUCUUGCUGCCCGACAUGCCGCGGCCCUCUCGGCAACAUACGCAACCUCGCGAUGGAGAAGGUUGCUAGUAAUGUAAUGUUUCCUUGCAAACAUUCCAACACAGGUUGCACAGUAACAUUGGUACAUACAGAAAAAGCGGAUCAUGAAGAAGCUUGUGAAUUUAGACCCUAUUCCUGUCCAUGUCCCGGAGCAUCGUGUAAAUGGCAAGGAGGCCUAGAUCAAGUCAUGCCACAUCUUAUGAUGUCUCAUAAAAGUAUAACAACAUUACAGGGUGAAGAUAUAGUGUUCUUGGCGACUGACAUCAACCUGCCUGGAGCAGUGGAUUGGGUCAUGAUGCAGUCUUGUUUUAACCACCACUUUAUGUUAGUGCUUGAAAAACAGGAGAAGUUUGAUGGCCAUCAACAGUUUUUUGCCAUCGUCCAACUUAUAGGUUCACGUAAAGAAGCUGAAAAUUUUGCAUAUAGGCUAGAACUCAAUGGCCACAGACGUAGACUGACAUGGGAAGCAAUGCCUCGCUCUAUACAUGAAGGAGUUUCAUCAGCCAUUAUGAACUCAGACUGCCUCGUAUUUGACACGUCCCUUGCACAAUUGUUUGCAGAUAACGGAAACCUCGGGAUCAAUGUCACAAUAUCUAUUGCAUAAUUAAACAUUGCCAUGUUUUAACAAUAGUUGUAACACUCAACUUUUUAUUCGAGUGUUAAGUUUAAUUUAAUUAAUUUUCAUGCCAAUGAAAAGAUACCAGAACUAAAACAAAACUAUAGAUAGAAUGUAUUAUAUUAAUAAUAAUAGCAAUAAUAUACAAGUGAAUUUAAUAUUUUUGUGAAAACCACAAAAAAAGUUGCUGAGGUGUUUUGUAUCGAAUUGUUUAAUCAUAUAAAUUAUAAUCAAUGUAAAAAUGAGCCAAAAAUUUUUUUCAUUUUUAUUUUUAUAAAUGUGUGUUCAACUUUAGAGUAAGUAGUGUAAAGGUAAUCCUUGAGUGAUAACUUUCUAAAUUAUCUAACACUAAUGAACAUCGGCAUAUUCAAGAUUAUACCCUUCGGAGAAUCUGGGAAACCUCAGAAUGAUAUUGGUAAAAAGUUUUGCUAAUUUAUAUGGCAAAUGAAUUUGAUUUCUUUAUCCUAGCCAAUCCGGCUGCUGCUCAACUAAAUCCAUGAAAGUGAAAGGAUUUAAACAUCAUAAAACACUUUUAUGUUAUUCCAAACAAUGAACAAAUUCGUAAGAAGAUUAUAUUAUUUGUAUAUAUGAGUGAAAAUGCAUAGAAAAAUAUUUAAAACUUUCUUGAGUUAAUCAAGUACUGGAAUCAAAGAUCACUUAUUAAUGGACACUGAUACAAGGGAUAUACUCGGGAUAGACAACUGAGAUGUGAUGUGAUUCACACCAAUGUUAUAAUUGUAUUUAAGUAAAAUUAUUCAAUAUAUUUUUGUAACAUCUAACAGAAAUGUGAUGAUUGUGCAUCUAAUUUGAUGCAGUUUAUAGAACUACGAUAAUAUUAAUUUCUUUAUUGAAAAUAUAAAUUGAAUGACUUGUGAGUAAUAAACCAAAUAGUAAUUCAAAAUUAUAAUGUGUACUCUUGAAUUCUCUCUGACAUUACCAAGUUUCGAAUGAUUUCUUUUUGUAAUGCAUGCUCGUAACAAAGUGCACAUUUACAUACUUUUCUUAAGAAUAACCAUGUUCUUGUUUAGCCGACUCUCGGUUAAACAUAUUAUUAGUUUUUAUUUUAAUAUUGUUUUAUUAUUUAUGCAAAAUUCAUGUUACUUAAUUGUAGAUAUAUUUACUCUCAAGUAAAGUUAUGUCACUUUGAACAUAGUGGCAUUCGAUUUCAUUAGAAUACUUCUUUAUGAUUUAAACUUUUUUUACAUUAGAUAAAGCCUUAUAAAAG
Vanessa atalanta (red admiral) is the source of this 2502-nucleotide messenger RNA. RefSeq names its product E3 ubiquitin-protein ligase SIAH1-like. NCBI's taxonomy places the organism in Eukaryota, Metazoa, Arthropoda, Insecta, Lepidoptera, Nymphalidae. The record is from RefSeq and is a predicted model, not a curated record. Gene Ontology annotation, biological process: multicellular organism development; proteasome-mediated ubiquitin-dependent protein catabolic process. The coding region runs from base 420 to 1265 and encodes 281 amino acids. The transcript has a single exon. Gene Ontology annotation, molecular function: ubiquitin protein ligase activity; ubiquitin conjugating enzyme binding; zinc ion binding. Gene Ontology annotation, cellular component: cytoplasm.